This is a messenger RNA of Eruca vesicaria subsp. sativa (arugula), 3177 nucleotides long. The record is from the annotation of a GenBank genome assembly. Lineage: Eukaryota; Viridiplantae; Streptophyta; Magnoliopsida; Brassicales; Brassicaceae.
AUGAAGAAAAACCUUGAAGUCUUCGAUUUCAACGAAGAGGACGAGCUCGCUGAGUCAGCAUCUGGAAAGUUGUUGGAAAAAUUCACAAACCCUAGCCCGUCCCUUUCUCCCGUUCUUCAACGCCAACGAAUCCAAAGCUUUUGCCAAGACAAAUCUGCUCAGAAGGAAGAAGUGGAAGAAGGUGAAAGAUGUGUUGAGGCUGCUACUGUUAUAGUCGAUGGUCAUCAUGUAGAUGCUUCUGCUUUAGUAACAGAAGCUGAGGAGUCAAGUAAAGAUCAUUUAACUGAGAGAGAUGUUGAUCAUGUUAAUCCUGGAUUGGUUUUUGGUUUGAAUACCGAAGAUGACAAUGCAAAAGAAGCAGCAGAUGAAGAUCAUGAUAAUCAUGGAUUAAUGUUUGGUUUGAGUACUGAAGAUCAUGUUAAAGAAACAGAUGUAGAUCUGGGAAGUUUCUCUUGCCAGCUGAGCUCGCCCCUUUCGGAUUCUUCGUCCAGUGAGGAGAAAACUGAUAUGAUGUCAGCUAUUGAUGAAAGCUUGAGUGAUCGAUCCGCGUUGAGUGACGCUUCUGAUUCGGAAAGUGAUGAAGAUUGGAUGGCUGAACGUUUCUUGGAUGAUAUUGAAAAGAUCGACAGAAGCACGGCUGUUAUCAUGAUUCCAGAGUAUGUUGUACUUAAGGAUAUGCCUUGUGCUGCAUCCCUGGUAAUCUUUUCAUGCAAUGGCAUCAAAAUAAAGAGUUACCUUGAAAAUAAUGAAGACGAGCCACACUCUUGUGAAUUUGGAGUUGAAGACAUAGUUAGUAUUCAGUACAAUUGGUACCAAAAUGUUGGACUGAUCAUCCUCAGAAUUCGAGUUUUAUUAAAGGAUGAAAAAUGCCAGGAAGAUAUGCAACAGACCACAGACAUUGAGGAGUUAAAGUUUGCAGUUAAAGAACACAAUUGGCCUGAGAAACAACGACAAAUCAACUCGCUGCAUGUGAAAUACCCGGCUAUAUGGAGUGCCGACCUCGAUGAUGACGUGGAAGUAUCAGGGGAAAACUUGCAUCAACAGAAGCGUUAUUUUCCACGCUUUGAUGACCCAUUUGAGGAAGUUAUCUAUCCAAAGGGAGAUCCAGAUGCUGUUUCCAUUUGCAAAAGAGAUGUUGAGCUCUUGCAGCCAGAGACAUUUGUAAAUGACACAAUCAUUGACUUCUAUAUUAAUUAUUUGAAGCAUCAAAUUCAAGCGGAGGAAAGACAGAGAUUCCAUUUCUUCAACAGCUUUUUCUUCCGUAAACUUGCUGAUCUCGACAAAGAUCCAUCGAGUAUAGCUGAUGGAAAGGCUGCUUUUCUACGCGUCCGGAAAUGGACAAGGAAGGUGGACAUGUUUGGGAAGGACUACAUUUUUGUGCCGGUGAACUUCAAUCUUCACUGGAGUUUAAUAAUCAUAUGUCACCCCGGUGAAGUGGCUAACUGUACAGAUUUAGAAUUCGAUGAGUCCACAAAAGUUCCAUGCAUAUUACAUAUGGAUUCUAUAAAAGGGAGUCAUGCAGGGCUUAAGAAUCUAGUCCAAACUUACCUGUGCGAGGAAUGGAAGGAGAGGCAUAAGGAUACCUCGGAUGAUAUUUCUUCCAGAUUCAUGAAUUUGCGUUUUGUCUCACUUGAGCUGCCACAGCAAGAAAACUCAUAUGAUUGUGGCCUGUUUCUACUGCACUAUCUGGAGCUAUUUCUGGCUGAAGCUCCCCAGAAUUUUAGUCCUUUCAAGAUAUAUAAUGCUUCCAACUUUCUCUAUUUGAACUGGUUUCCUCCUGCCGAGGCCUCAUUGAAGCGUACUCUAAUUGAGAAGUUAAUUUUUGAACUCCUUGAAAACCGUUCACGGGAAGUUAAUAAUGAACAGAACCAGUCGUGCGAAAGUCCAGUUCCCCUUAAUAACAAUACGGGAAUGGAGGUUCUCUCUGGGAGAGGGGGUGUAGACUGUAACGGGAGUAUGACACAGAGGCAAGACGAUCAAGGAAUUGAAAUGACGUUGCUUGAAAGAUCUUCCAUGAGAAACAUGCAAGCUGUUAAUGAUUCCAAUAUGGUUCUGAGGGAUUUAUUCGAUUCAGGAGCCAACAACACGGGAUCAUUACUUGGACAACUACAACAAACAUUCGAGGAACCAUCUUCAUUUUAUCAUCUGGGUAACAACUCAUCGGCAACAGAGCAAGUAGAUAUGGAGACUGGUGAACAGUUUAUGUGUCUGAACUCUGGAGAAGGCAACUUUCAACGCAUCAAUGGAACUGUAUCUGCGAGAGAAUCUUCAUGGAACCUAAGUAUGAUGCCGGUGCAGGAGGAAGGUGAGGCUGAUUCGUUAUCUGAAACCGCAAAAAGUGCUUCUAGUGAUUCAGAAGAUAUUUGUAUCAUUGAAGACUACCGAAUGCCAAUGGAAACUUUUUAUGAUGGAGAAACCAGUGAGAGUCCCCCAAGAGAGGCUGUCUCGUUAUUUUCUGCAACCCUGGGUCCUAGCACUGACCACAACACCGAGAAUGAAGAGCUCCCAUCUACUCACGACAAGCUUGUGGUUGUGUCGAGUCAAGAUGACAGAGACGAGGCGAAACAAUUGGAGAGUGAUGAUCUUGGAAUAGAGCUCGAGACGAAUGAAGAUCUUGAAACUAGGGACAAGUCGAGUGAUGCUCUUGGAAUUGGAGACAAACCGAGUGAUGAUCUUGGAAUGGUGGACAAGUCGAGUGAUCCUCUUGGAAACGGGGAGAAGACGAUUGAAGAUCUUGGAACUGAGGACAAGCUGAGUGAAGAACAUGAAGUUAAGGACAAGACGAGUGAAGAUCUUGGAACUGAGGACAAGACGAGUGAAGAUCUUGGGGAUGAUUGUGAUCAGAAGGAGAAAGAGCCAAUGGAGGAAGAAGACGAAGAGCGAGCUGCAAAACGUCCAAGGCUAUCUUCCACAGACGAAGCUGAGGAGAUGGAGGAAUAAUGAUAUUGUGAUAUGUGUAACUUGUCUUGGGACUUUGAUAGUUAGACUUGGAUGAUUUAUUAUCAACUCGAGUCGUUUUGUUAAAAUGUUUAUAUCUUUUAGGAAAGAAAAAUGUCUUUCACCGUUUUUUUUUAAUUCAGGUUAUAUUAACCUUUUCAUAUUAUAUAAAACUAGGUGUUGUGCCCAUCAUGCGGGCAUAAUAUUCUUACCAAUAUCAAUCAACAUAUAUUAUUCUUA